Messenger RNA from Marasmius oreades (fairy-ring Marasmius), 483 nucleotides. RefSeq lists its product as uncharacterized. The transcript is spliced from 4 exons. Gene Ontology annotation, biological process: translation. Gene Ontology annotation, molecular function: structural constituent of ribosome. Gene Ontology annotation, cellular component: ribosome; cytosolic small ribosomal subunit. The record is from RefSeq and is a predicted model, not a curated record. NCBI's taxonomy places the organism in Eukaryota, Fungi, Basidiomycota, Agaricomycetes, Agaricales, Marasmiaceae. Bases 39 to 230 code for a protein of 63 amino acids.
CUUGGCGCUCCUCGCCACUCCUCUCUCCAUCAAGAAAUAUGGGCAAAGUUCAUGGCUCCCUCGCCCGUGCUGGCAAGGUCAAAUCUCAAACUCCUAAAGUCGAGGCUCAGGAAAAGAAGAAGACGCCCAAAGGCAGGGCCAAGAAGCGUAUCUUGUAUAAUCGCCGCUUCGUCAAUGUUACAACACUGCCUGGAGGCAAGAGAAAGAUGAACGCCAACCCGGAGAAGUAAAGAACGAAAUCCGUCGCUGUAUAUCAGUAGAGUUACGGUUUGGGAGUUACCCGGAAGGGCUCUGGGUUGACUGGGUGUCGGAUCCGUUCAAUUCGCCUUUAUUUCAUGCUCGCCUCCUUCCACACGUUACAUGCUACAUGCAAUAUUACACUUAUUUCAACUUCCCCAUAUGACACCAGAGAUCGACUUCCGAAUUUCAUUGUACAAAUGCCGUAGUUGAGUGGCCUUCAUUUUUGAGUAUCCAAAUGGAAAC